Messenger RNA from Drosophila ananassae, 1787 nucleotides. Its product is annotated as fibrinogen-like protein 1. Lineage: Eukaryota; Metazoa; Arthropoda; Insecta; Diptera; Drosophilidae. The transcript is spliced from 2 exons. The record is from RefSeq and is a predicted model, not a curated record. The coding region runs from base 433 to 1668 and encodes 411 amino acids.
UGUACAUAUGAAUGUAUAAUAUUCUUAAUCAACAUCUGACGGACCGUUCAUCCGUCUUUCCGUAGAAACGUGGAUCUCAGACGUGGAUCGCAGAGACAAUGUGAUUAGUUCAGUUUAAUAUUAGCAACUUUCAUAUUUAAAUAGUCUGCGGAGUAAUUAAAUGAUUUCCUCAACUCGAGUUUUAAUUUUUCUUUUAAAUGUAAUCAAAAUAUAAAAGUUAAAUUCUUAAUUGAAAGCUUUGAAUUUAAAAAAUUUUGAAAAACUCCAAAUAUUCUACCCGAUGUGGCCUUUAUUCCGAUGGACAAGAGAGAUAACCUUGGGAAAUACCCAAACUGUUCAAAUCAUAUAAGAACAUGGGCACAGAGUCUUCGUUUUGAAAUAACCCCGGCUUAGUUUUCAUUCAACCGAAACAUAGUGAUCUGAAAGCACGCCAUGGAACCGCGAGUUAUACUUAUAGUUUCAAUUAUCUCGGUUUUGGUCCUGACAGACUUGACUGUCGCCGACGAAGAGUGUUACCAAAAAGCAGUUGAAGUUGUUCAGCCAAUAUUAAACCAUUUUGUGGAGUUGAAAAUGGCCGCGCAUAACAGCCAGUUAAAAGAUUUGAUAAAUAAAAUUAAUAUAAAAGAUGAACAAAUAAAGGCGCUGAUUGAAAGCAGCGAAGAGCAAAAAAACACAAUAAACACUCUGACCAAAAACAACGAUGCUCUGAUAAAAGCACAAAGUGGCAAUGAAGAGCUGAUAAGGAUUAUUAAAAGUGAAAUAAGCCAGAAAAACAAUGAAAUAAAUUCAUUUAAAACUCAAAUUUGUGAAGAUCUUAAAAAAGCUAGUGAAGAAAAAGACUAUUUUAAUAUUAAACUACUUAGUUGUUCGGACAAUAUUAAUAAAAACAAGAAUUCUUUGUUGGAUAAAAAUGUUGGAGAAAUCCAGGAAAAGACUGAUCAGGCAAUGAGCAAGGAAUCCCAAAAUAAGGACCUAACCAGUCAAAUAAAUGUUUUACCCCAAAACUUAACUAAAACAAUUGAAAAUGUUGGAAAAUGUGAUGAAAUAAGCCCUUGCCCCACUGCCAGCAAAGGCCUAUUCCAUAUAAAGCAUCCGGAAGUGAGUGCAUUUGAGGCUCCUUGUAAUGGAUCUGGAUGGAUGGUAAUUCAGAGACGGAUGGACGGCAACGUGGACUUUGAUCGCAAUUGGACGGAAUACAGAGAUGGGUUUGGAAAUUUGAGAGGAGAGUUCUUCUUAGGCUUGGAGAAGGUGCACCUCAUAACUCAGUCGAGGCAGCAUGAACUGCUUAUCCGUCUGGGAAAAGUGAACGGGUCCACUGAUUUCGUCCAGUAUGAUAAUUUCAGGAUUGGUAGUGAGAAGGAUUCCUAUCCAUUGGAAUCGGUUGGAAACCCCACUGGAGGUGCAGGCGACUCCCUUAUAGAACACCAUUUGAACAUAAAGUUCUCCACUAUUGACAGGGAUAAUGACGUGGCUUGUAGAAAUUGUGCUAGCUAUAUGGGUGGUGGCUGGUGGUUUAAUAACUGUGGAUACAGCAACCUAAACGGAAGGUUCUACAAAGAUGGUAAAACGGACGAUGAGAAUGGGAUAAUUUGGGGAAGUUGGCACGAAUACGACUGGUCUGUUUCACUUACAUUUGUCGAAAUGAUGAUUAGACCCAAACCCUUUUAAGAACAUUUUGGAAUAUGGAAACCCGUCCACACAAAACUAGUUGUAAACACAAAAAUGAAGAUUAAUGCGGAUAAAAAACAAAAACAUUAAAAUAAAAUAUAUAUGCGUAUAUUGCGGUG